This is a messenger RNA of Amblyraja radiata (thorny skate), 3612 nucleotides long. RefSeq names its product aspartate beta-hydroxylase domain containing 2 (gene asphd2). Lineage: Eukaryota; Metazoa; Chordata; Chondrichthyes; Rajiformes; Rajidae. Gene Ontology annotation, cellular component: membrane. The transcript has 4 exons. The coding region runs from base 374 to 1483 and encodes 369 amino acids. The record is from RefSeq and is a predicted model, not a curated record.
ACGGCGCUUGCGCAGUGCCGGGGGGGCCGCCGGGAGUUGUAGUCGAUCGACGCCGGUCGCACCCGCUCCCGUUAUUUGUGGUUAAAGCGCCGAUGGGGUUAGAUAUCCGAGCGUUACCUGAGGACCUGGGGUUCGCAACAAUGCUGAUUUAUAAUCAGAUGCUCUCUGACACAGUGAUCUAAAUCGAGGCUUGCUGGUUUAUCUCCAAUGCAGCAGGAAGAACGUGGUUAUGUGUAUGUUCUGUUGGACUAACAGACAGACUAAAUGCUUCCUGGCUGCCAACAUAGUGCUUUGGAGCCAAAAUGCCAUCUUUGCCUGUCAAUUAGGCCGCCGCUGCUGCUGUAUUUCCACCUAAGCGAUCGCUGGCACAUGUAUGGUGUGGGUGCCUGUGCAAAAGUCGAGGGCUGACACGGUUGCCUUGCUACAUCGAUCCGACGCGAAUCUCUCGAAGAUGUUCCUCGAGUGGCUAUUGGACUGGAACUCGACUUUGGAGCGUGCCGCGGGCCUGGCGCAGGCGGGCGUGCGGGCGGCGAGGGAGUGCGACGUCACGGCGGCGACCGGCUUCGCCUGCGUCCUGGGGCUCUUCGUGUGGUACUGCUACCACAUGGGCAGCGAGCAGCCCCGCAGCCACGCCCCGGUCAACGCCAUCUUGCAGAGCGCCGACAUGAACGGCCUGCAGAACGGCUACGCCUGCUGCCAGUCGGCCGACUGCGUGCGGUGCACCCACAACGAGGGGCGCAACCAGAAGCUCUACCACAACCUGCAGGAGUACGCCAAGCACUACUCGUGGUCGGGCAUGGGGCGGAUCCACAAGGGGAUCCGCGAGCAGAGCCGCUACCUGAACACGCGGCCGUCCAUCCAGAAGCCCGAGGUCUUCUUCCUGCCCGACCUGCCCACCACCCCGUACUUCCCGCGGGACGCCCAGAAGCACGACGUGGAGUUGCUGGAGCGGAACUACCAAGCCAUCCUGGCUGAAUUUGAGUUGAUUUUCAAGGCAUUCUCAAACUGCAGCCUCCCGCAGGGCUGGAAGGUGAACACCACCCCCCGAGGCGACUGGUUCACCUUCUACCUGGUCAACCAGGGCGUCUGCCUUCCCAGUAACUGCAGGAGGUGCCCUCGGACGUACCGGCUGCUGGGCAGUCUCCGCACUUUCAUCAGUAACAAUGUCUUUGGGAAUGCCUGUUUCUCUGUGUUGAGCCCAGAAACUCUCAUCACUGAACACUAUGGUCCCACAAAUGUGCGCAUCCGCUGCCAUUUGGGUUUGAAGGUUCCCAGCAACUGUGAGCUGGUGGUGGGCGGAGAGCCCCAGUGUUGGGCAGAAGGUCGGUGUUUGCUCUUCGAUGAUUCCUUCCUACACACAGCAUUCCACGGAGGUUUGGGCGAAGGCGGUCCGAGAGUGGUCUUCAUGAUCGACCUGUGGCACCCGAACGUCGCCGCCACCGAGCGUCAAGCCCUAGACUUCAUCUUCUCUCCGGCCCGCUGACUCCACUUGCUCCCUGUUUUAAUCUUCCCCCUGCGCGGCAGACCUCGGAAGGAGCGGAGGAGCACCGGACGGGAUGAGGGCAUUUGGAUCAUUCGCCCUGCUGCCCCCUUCUCAUUUCACCAGAAAAGAACUAGGGGGGCAAAACAAGGAAAAAUCGAAGCUUUGUUUGCUGAAACUGCACGCCGUGUCGUGUUAAUGGUUAGAUGGAGGGGAAAAAAAUUCCAAGAUUUAUUUAUUUAUGUAUUGCUUCGGAUUUAUUUUUUUAACAAAGUGGAUCGGGCUUGAUUUCCUUUCAUUCCACCAGUCAGUGGGAUAGGUUUGUACUGCCUGUAAGAUUUUUUUUCUUUCUCUCUGCAUCUCAGCCAGUGGAAUUAUUUUCCUCGCGCUGUGUGUUUGUGAUUUUUAUUUUAUUUUUUAAUCGUAUCUCCUCUGUGAGAGCUAUGCCAGGUGAGACACUGUGAAAGUUUUACUGACCCAGAUCUGGUCUGGUCGUCAGCGUUUAUUUUGGGCGGGUGGGAAUAGGUAGGGAUAUGUCGAGCUGGGCGGCCGGAGGAAAAAAACCCCACACACAAUGGCAGUCCAAGAAUUUUCCAAAGAAAUUCCUGGGAUUGUGUGCCCGUGUACAGGUGAGUGGAGAAAGAUUCUUGUUGAGCAUGUGAAAAAAAAUUAUGACUGGAGUUUCCAGAUCAGUUAGCGAUCUCUCACAGACUACUGUACUUACUUUCUAGCUUCUGUACCUCAGCAGUUUUAAUGUAUUUUGCAAAUGCGGGAGGGGGGGGGGGGAACGACGUUUAAAAUAUAAAGGAUUAGUUUUAUAUUUAACAAAAAAAAAGGGAUUUGAAUGUGUUAAAGGAAACUUCGACACAAAGGUUGUCCUGUUCUCAAUCAGGGAAAAUGGCAGAUGUUGGGCACAUAGAGAGUGCUGAAUGUGACGAAACAGACAAGUUUAGGAAGUGACGCUGGGAUUAUUUCGAUUAUUUUUGAACUGCUAGUACUUCAUUUAAAUUUUUUUUUUUUUAAAUUCAGUAUAAUUCAUUAUCACUGGUAAUAAAUGGGAAGUUAUUUGAUACAUUGGCCUUCCCUAUGCAGUAAUGGGAAUGAAUGAGAAGAUAUCAUAAUUUAGUUUUAAUAGUUAAAUAGGUUUACAUUUAUUUUUAAUCUAUCAGUCAUUUUUUUUUUUUAAAUGUCUUUCUUCAAUUUGAAGAAAACUAAUUUUAGGUCAUUUUAUUUUAAAAAAUUGUCGAUUGGGAUUUCUUUGGGAUUAAAGCAACAGUUAUCUGCUUUUUGCCUUUUGUGUCAUCAAAGAAGCAAUAUUUGGUCAACAGCAUUGGAAGAUUAUUUUUGACUUGUGCAGUGACUGAAGAGCGUCAGGCUGUGGUAAAGAGUGGUGCCACACUCUUGUCGUUUCACAAUGCCGCGGUAAAGUGCAGAAGCACCGUACGAGAAGAGAAAAGGUCUGCACAUUCCUAUCAUCGCCAACUCCAUGUCUUAAAUGCUUGGUCCGAGCAUUGUCCCAGUGAGCUCUGCAUAAGAUUGUCCUCUCAACAGAUGGUCGACCACUCUACUGUGUUCUCGGAUGCUUUGAAUGGUAGAUUUGUGUUUGAACCAAACUGAGUUGACGGGUUGGAACCUUAAAACAGCCGCCUGAAUAAGGCGAGGCGAUCUUCCACAUUCAACUGUAACCAAGCCUGGGCUCUUUGUACCAUGUGAACUUAACUUGUAGUGCUGCAGUUAUCGACUUUGAUUACAAAAUGUAGUAAAAUAUUACUUUUCUAUUUGUGCCACCAGUGAAUUAGCACUUAUGUGAACUUGCGUCUUAAAGGGGACUAAUGCAAUGCCACAUAAUUCAGUUUUAACAUCUAUGCUCUUCAUGAUGCAAUGUGAUGCUUGCCUACGACUGUGAGUCUGACAUUUCCAUUUGAUGAACUAUAUUUUCAUACGUAUGCUUACCUCUGCGGGCCUAGUCAUUUUGGUUGCGUAUCUGGCCACUCGAUUCCUUCACACCUUUGGGGUGAGCCACUUCUAUUGAUGCACUUUACUAUAUAUGAUGAUCGCUAAUGCAUUGCAUGUCUACACAUGGAAUUGUGCUGGUGCAAGAUUUGAAGAAAUAAACCACACAUUAAGUUUUA